CUCGCCAUGUCCUUCGCCAUGCUGCGCCCCGCGCCCGGCCGUUACCUGUAUCCCGAGAUCAGCAUGCUGUCGGAGGACGAGGAGAACGGCAGCGAGAGCUCGGGCUCCGACGAGAAGCCCUUCCACCUGGACGCCGACGGCUUCGGCAUCAAAGCCGGCAAGAGGAGGAGCGGCAAGAAGCCCGGGCGGCUGCACCGCGAGCCCCGGCAGCGGCACACGGCCAACGCGCGGGAGCGCGACCGCACCAACAGCGUCAACACCGCCUUCACGGCGCUGCGCACCCUCAUCCCCACCGAGCCGGCCGACAGGAAGCUCUCCAAGAUCGAGACGCUGCGCCUGGCCUCCAGCUACAUCUCGCACCUGGGCAACGUGCUGCUGGUGGGCGAGGCGUGCGGCGACGGGCAGCCCUGCCACACCAGCCCGGCCUUCUUCCACCACGGCGGCGGCGGCAGCCCCCCGCCCCGCGACUCCGAGAACUCCCAGCCCAAACAGAUCUGCACUUUCUGCCUCAGCAACCAGAGGAAGCUGAGUAAAGACCGCGACAGGAAGACGGCGAUCCGGAGCUAGGCGCCUCCGGGAAAGGCGGCACGGAGGAGCGGAAGGACGGACGGACGGAUGGACGGACGGAAAAGCCACACACACCGAACCACGGACAGACUCCCGCCUUCACCCCGCUGCCAGGGACAGGACCCUGCCCCUAUGGGGCCGUGGGGCCGGGCUGUGGGGACGCCCCGCUGGAACUGAGCCACGCUGGGGACGCUGCCGCCGGGACCGACCGCUGCCCGUGCUGUCCCCUCCAGCUUUGAGCCACGCCAUCCCCUGAACUGAGGCCUGGGGUGCUGCAUUUGUUGAGUUUAAUCAAUACAUGCUGGUGUUUCAUGUCAUUGAUACGAUAAUAUAAAGCCUGAGCAGCUCGUAUAAUUAAAAAUGGGUACGGUUCAGAGCCAA
Meleagris gallopavo (turkey) is the source of this 948-nucleotide messenger RNA. It is a transcript of the gene SCX, whose product is annotated as scleraxis bHLH transcription factor. The record is from RefSeq and is a predicted model, not a curated record. NCBI's taxonomy places the organism in Eukaryota, Metazoa, Chordata, Aves, Galliformes, Phasianidae. Gene Ontology annotation, molecular function: protein dimerization activity; RNA polymerase II transcription regulatory region sequence-specific DNA binding; DNA-binding transcription factor activity, RNA polymerase II-specific. Gene Ontology annotation, biological process: developmental process; regulation of transcription by RNA polymerase II.